CGGCAUCUUGUCUCCCGUGAUGUUGAAUGUGCACUCAGUUGUGCAUUUGUUGACAUUGGUUACAAAAGUUUAAUGUUCAAUAUAGAGUAGAAUCCAGCGAUAUAGCGUCCCUUUAAUGGAUAGAUCUCGAGAAUGGCUAUCUGAGCUUGAAGUGGCAAUGUAGGAUAACAAUCGAGAGCAUCCCGCGGCUAGUAUGUCAAGCCUCAUAAUAUUGGAGUCGGUAAGCUAAUGAACUGCUCUUAUAAACUUCACAUUCCUUUCUCGUUUGUUAUUUUUCUUCAUGCUGUGUAAGACAUAGUAACUCAUCAUUUUUAAAGGUAAACUGUUAAUACCUUGAGUUAUUGACAGUUGUACAGGUUCUUUGCAGCCACUUAGUGGUUUACAAAAUACUGAAUAAUUUAAAACGCCGCGACGCUUUGGAAGCCAUCUGGCUGUCAUGGAGUGAUGAAGGAAGCUCAUGAAAGUGACGUAUCACGAGUAUGAUGCGGUUACUUUUCUCGCCGGGUCGCCAAUAUUCAGAUGUUUUACCUUCAAAUAAAGUGGUUGAUAUUGAUGUUAUCGCUUGAUUGUGCGAACGUAGUGUUGCAAUUGAAUGUCGAAAACAAACAAACAGAUUAAUAUCCGUCAAUUCAACUAGUGAAUUAAAAUACAUAACUUUAUAUUUUCAGCUUCGUAGUUCUUUUUUCAUCAAAUGCUGCAUUUCUCAUUAAAAUUCUCAUUUCCUAUCAAGUCGCCUCAUGAAAGGGAUCUAACUGUUCAGCUGUAAUAUUCUUCUCCAGAUGUGUUUUCCACUGUAGGCUUGUGUCUUAAUUUUCUCAUAUUCUGAUUGUCACAUCAGGAGAAUAAAGAGAUUAUUCAAAUAUAGCGACUGCACCUUUCAAGAAUAGACAGAAUAAUAAAUGUAUGUAAAUCGUUCCCACUAAACAGUCAGCAGUAAAAUGGUGAUGGUAUAAAAGACAACUACAAACAAGGACAUGGCUUCCCAAACAUUUUGUGAUUGGUUUUGAAUAAUUUCAGAAUAGUCAGAUUUGCCAACUUGCCUUUCCCGAAGAAAAUUAAAGAGAGAAUUGGUAAUCCAGCAGUUUAUGUUGUACACUGUACCUCACAAAUGAGAACAGAAAGAAAUAGUUGAAAUGAACUGAACAAGUAGGAAUCCCAACUGGCCCAGGGCACUAAAUUGUCUAUUUACACUUCCGUUGCUGUUGAGUUGAACUUUUGUACUACCAAAAACUAAUCCAGCAAGUUAGAGAGGGGCUAAAAGAUCUUAUUAAAUAUCAUUUGGUUGUGCAAAAAGCAGGGGAAUUAAUUUCUUUUUCCAGUGUAAGGGGUUGCCAAUGGUGGGAUAGGCAGCUAUGACCUGGAAAGAGACCAUUACAAAUCUUAGGAAUAAAAGUUUUAAUAAGUGAUAAGAGGUCCUCUAUGGGUUGUGGUUGACCCGUGGUAACUGGAUCUUUUGAAACCCUUGAAAAAGGUCUUGAAAAUCAUGAAAACAGUCCUUUUAAAAUUGUAUUUAUUUGAAAAUAAUAUGUGAGGCCAUGUUAGAAUAAGCUAAGAAUGAAGAAAGGGUAGUGUAAUAUUAGAGUAUGACAUGUUACAUGUUAGCCUGAAUUUCAUCCGAUUACUUCGAGUCGUUAUUACUCCCUCAGUAAGAGGAGAAAACGACUCGAAGCAAUCGGAUGAACUUCAGGCUAGUUACAUGUAUGUUAUGAGUAGACCUAGGACCACGGAUAUACACACUCUGCUUCAGGACACUGGGUUUGCCACUCUCAGAGAACUCAGAAUGGCAAUGCCAGACUAAAGUGAGUUGGGCGAGAAAAUCCAUGUUGUCCUAGUAAGCACUUGACCUGACUAAACUAACUUUUCAUGACAUGUUCAAUUUUUUUUCCAUUUUAGGAUGCAGGGGAACUUGAAGACAUUGAUGACAGGCUUCAAAAAGAUGGUUAUAGAACUAACAUCCCAGUUGAACACAAACUUCGUUACUUUUGGAGGCAGUUCACGAGAUCCGAAGCCAGUCUCAAGUCCUCUCUUGAGAGUGUUGAACAGCUCCGCAAGCAACAUGGUGAGGAAAUGAUUGAAGUGGAAAACUAUGUUGCACACAUCCGGCAGCUUUCAGAUGAGAGAGAGGCCUUAACACAAGACUUGGAGGCUGAAAAUGAACAGCUGAAAGCAGAGCUUGAACAAAUGAAGGUGGAAAAGGAAGCUGGGGCUUAUAUUUCAGAAGACAUCUGUGACAUGCUCAUAGAGUCUGGUUUGACACAAAUUGGAAGAGACACCAACCCUGUGAAAGAACAAGUCAAUUAUUUGAUUAAAGAAAGAGCAUCUCUCUCCGAAAAGGUACGUAGACUAGAACUUGACAAUGAAAAUCUCAAGAAGAAUACAGAUGCUGAACAAUCCAACCAGCGGAUGAUGAAAAUUAUGGAAGAGGAGAGGAAAGACAUGGAAGACGAGAUGAAUAGAAUGCGUGAAAUGAUGAAGCAAGUUAAACAGGAGGAGCGGAAGAUUCAUGAACAGGAAAUGAAGAAGGUUACAGAGGAAAAUGAUGGUCUGAGAUCAGAGCUGGAGAAAGCACAGAAACAACAUAAUUCAGAUAUGACAGAACUUAUUAACAGACACCAAGGUAUGUUUUUAUUUAUAUUUUGUAAGGGCUACUCAACAAAGUUAAAUAGAAGCUAGGGGAGGCUUCCGGUUGUAGCUCCAAGGUUUAACCCCUUACCUGUUGCUGUACUACUUUUGACAGAGAAUGUACUCUUUCUGUAUACCUUAAUUUAAAAGUGGUACCCCUUCCACAUACCUUAAGCAAGAAGUCUCCUUCACAAUGUACAGUAUUAAACAAAAUAUAAAUGAUGCACCAAAAAAGUGCAUCUGUUUAAAAUAUUUUGAUGAAAAGUCCUUAUGAUUUUACAUACCAGUACUUCAGCUCAUAAAAUCCCCACCCUUUAGUAUCCCUGAGUUCCCUUUGAGUGGAGCUCUGGAAUGAACACUGUACAUGUACAUGUAUGUGGGAUCAUUUAUUAAGUGCAGAGCAAAAUAAUAUUACUCUCCACUUUGUUAAUUUAUUGCACUUUUCAAAAACACGUGAACUCUGAAGUCCAAAUGCCAACUGAAAAUAUUCAAAAGGUCAUGGUUUGUGAUCUGUGAUUGGUGGAUUUCUAUCUGUUUAGUGUGUUUCCAUGUUUCAAGGUUCUUUGCUUGUGAAUGUAAUUAUGAUUCACGGCAGUGUGAAACGUAAAUGGGAAGGUAGCUUUUAAACUUUAAAGUUCGCAUGUUUGUGAAAAGCACAGUAAUGUCAAAAAAAAAUGUAUGACUCACCCAUUACGCUCUCCACAGGAGAGAAACUUAAGUUGCUGGAAGAGAGAGAACAAGAGAAAGAAAAAUCUGCUGUCCAUGGAACUAAAGCUGACAAGGUUAUGGCUGAAGUGGAGGAGUUGAAGAGCAAAAUGAGAUCUAUUGAAUUGGAAAAAACAUCUUUACAGACCACUGUAAGUUCUUUUUGCAACAUUAUCAUUAUUUUUCAUCCCUGUAUUAAAGAGUCUUUUUAAUGGAUCAUGCAUUGAAAUUACAUUCGGACAAUUCAUAAGACACAAGUAAGGAACAUAAGGAAGUUUGUCCUGGUUUUUUUUUCCAGUGCAGGCUAAAAUUCAAUGGGCAUGUCAAAAUACUAGUUUGCAUAGAGUGUACAUGUAUGUGUACAGUGUUAAUGUCUGUUGUCCCUUGAUGUACAGGUGCAGUCACUAGAGGAAGAAAUUGAGAAAGAAAAAGAAGAGUUAAAUAAGAGUAAAAUCAGCCAAGAAGCAUCCAUCAGGAAGCUUAAAACUGAACUAUCCGGAACAAAGCAAAAGCUUCAAGAGACAGAGGUUAGUAGCUGCAUAUAGCAAACGGAGCAAAAUUAUUUCCUGAGAAGUUUUGCCUAAAAGGACAAAAUUUACUUUUAAUUGCAAAGGCAUAUUUUUCAACCAAACAUUCUAAUGACAAAAUCAGAUUUUCCUAACAAAAAGUUUCAAGAUUUUCCUUCAUGAGGCUGUCCUCUUUUUUUAGAGAACCAAAAAAAUAAAAAUACUGUUUCAUUCACUGCAUGAAAUAGUUUGUUUAGUAAAGUGAAUGUAGUUUUGGGUGAUUGACCCACCAGGAGAGAGAAAAUUCCCUCUAGUUAUGUCACAAUAGCUGAUAAUAUUGUGUAUUACAAUUGCAUCUCACAGUAACAAUUUAUUGUUGCCCAUUUGCCAAAAUAUUGUUUUGUGUGUUUUGCUCUGCACAUGCAUCAUCAUUAGGUUAAACUGAAAACCCAAGAGGAAGAGAGGAAGACCAUUGAAAGCCGGCUUCAAAUAGCACAGAAGGAUCUUACUACUAUAAGGGAUAGAGAAGCUCAACUUACUUCUGAAAAGGUGCUUUGUAAUUUCCAUAUUCCUCUUGACUAUAAACAUUUGUGGUUUUUGGAAGGGCUAAUUUUUUCUUGUGUACUAUAAACAUAGCCUGCGUCGCAGAUGUAAUUUAACCCUGGUUAGUAACAUCUACAAAGCGGCACCAAAACCCUUGUUCUGAGCCCCCAACGGACUCAACGAAUUACCGGAAGUGCAUUUCAAAUUGCCUUGCAUCCUGACUGGCAAAUCGACAGUGGCUUUUUGAACAGGCCAAUCAUGACACGUAGUUAAAUCCUGGUAAAAAAGGUGGGAGCCUACAACAAGAAUUUUGGCGCUGUUUUGCAGACCGACUUUAAACCAGGGUUUAGUUUCGUCUGUGGCACAGGCUAUUUAAACAUUGUUAUAUAUCACUUUGCUUGUCUCAAAAUGAUAAUGACAUACCGUAAAAUUCUGAAAAAAAAGCCCCUCCUUGUAUAAGCCCCUCCAAAUAUAAGCCCCCAGGGGGCUUGUACUUGGAAAAUUGCCCUCAAAUACUAAAUAAUAUUAACAAAGCAAAAAUGGUAAAUUUAAUUCCAACUAUAAGGCUAGCCCAAUCGGUUUUGAAACGCAAAUUUCCCUCUGUAGAUAAACCCCUCCAAAAAUAAGCCCCUCAAAAAGAGCCUUUGAAAAAUAUAAGGCGGGGGGUUCUUUUCGGAAUUUUACGGUAUCUUUCCCAUGACUCAGGAAUUAAUUAAUGAAGGUCAUACAAGUAUCUGCCAUGCAUGUUUAAUACCAGGUUGAGACCACUUUACAUUUUCUUCUGUGUUGGCCCCCGUUGAAGGGAUCUUUGAUUAAGUGGCAAAGCUAAUGCAGUUUUUUUAUCUAAUAUUGCACUAAACCUGUUUUAAUCUCGUACAUACAGAACAGUGUUUUGAGUGAAGCCAAAUCAUCAACUCAGAAGUAAGUUACAGAUUUGUGUUAUGUAUUUGUACAAUAAUUAAUAAUAAUUAUUAUAACACUACUAACAACAAUAAUUGUUGAAAAACAACAAUUAAUAAUUUAGUAGUUGUUUCUUUGGCGAAUUUUUUGUGAUUAUUUCAGGGAUUUUGAUUAUCUAUGUACAUUUAAGUACUGUUUAAGUAGUCAAUUACAUGUAUCUCUGAGAAUAUUGUAAAUCUUCUAGACAGGAAAUAAGGAUGCAACAGCUAACUGAUGAAAAAAACAGUCUCCAAGAACGUCUCAAAACAGCAGAUGAUACAGUUGAACGGCACAUUAAGCAGAUUGAGAAUUUAACGUUACAGCUAGGAGAGGCAGAGAGAACACUCGCAGAGAAAGAAGAGGAUAUGGAAUUAAAGGACAAGUCUUCGAAAGAUGAGGUUAGCAGUCAUUCUAAAUUCUGACUGAAAAAUUCAAAACAGGCAUGAAGUAUUUUUAGAAAGAACAUCGUUUGCUCAGAUCACCAUAUUAGCUGGACGAACCAAAUAAUUUGUUGAGCAUAGGGGGGUAUACAAUGAUAUUUCAACAUAAUAAACAAAACAAAAACAAAAAGAAAGUCAACUGACUAUGUAAGACAGGUUUUGGGUUAAUACCUUAUAAGUUUAUGCUGAUGGUUUCCAAAUAAUUAUUAUAAAUAAAUAUAUUUGAAUUUUUGGAUUUUCCCAGAUCUGUACUGACCCUUUCUUAUAUGAUAAUUUUAUAAAAAUAGUAAUUAUCUUUAUGUUUUGGACAAUUUCAUAAACUAAAACUGAUAAAACACUAUGUACUUUUAAGUUCAGCAACCUCAAAAGUUUUGGCUGCACAGAUAUAAUUCUUCCUGUUAUUAAAUAACUGGAAAAAUUGUGAAAGUUGCUAUACUUGAUCCAACUUACGUUAAUAUUGUGUUGCUCUUUAUCAGCUUAAUACACUGAAGGCAAAGUUUGCAAGGGCCACAGAUGAAGCAACAAAAUUAAGAGAAGAGCUGUCAGAAACAAAACUCAAACUUAACAAGGUAAGAUAUAUGUAGAAACCCUCCUCAAAUAACAGUGCAUUGCCUCCCUCAUCCCCCUCCCCUGGUGGGGUGUAUAAUGUAGUUUUGCAUGGACAGUAAAGUGUUAGCCUUAACCAAUAUCAGUCAUUGUUCAGUUGAUUAUUCCUGUAUCCCUGAGCUCUGUGACUAUUUAUUGUAAGCUAUAGCCUUAUUUGUACAUGUAGUACUUAACUGACUUUUGUUGAAAAUGCAAUACCUUUACUUGGUGAUACAUGCCAAAAUGGCCUGAAAAAACUACUUGUGGAUAUCGAGAACAAGUUUGUAUACAGUAUUUGCACUCAACUCAUUUUUGGCAACAGAAAUGCUUUUUUUAAAACUGAAAUUUGAGGCAACACUUCUCUAUCAUCUACGAAAAACUGUAUUGCAGAGCUAAGUUAAAAGAUUUCCUCCUGUUAUUAGAUUUAAGACUGCUAAUUCAGACUGAAUGUUGAAAGGAGCAGGGAAGAAUGACGAAUCAAUAAUUGUUCUGUUUAAUUCCAUUCAUCUACCUUAGCUUGUGAUAUUGUCAAGUCUGAUCAAUAUUAUUUGAAAUAUUUGAAUAGGAUUAUGCAAAAUCAAUUGCACAGACUGUGUUCACGUCUGCCUUGUCAAUUUUGUACUUUGAGAGGUUAAAAAUCUUGAUUCCUGUCAUUUUACUGUUUAUAGGCUAUGUCUGAUCACCAAGCUAAUGAGACAAAUUAUCAGGAAAAGUUGAAUGCUCAGUUUGGCCGCAGCAAGAGUGCAGAGGAAGAGAAAGAACUGCUACGGGAACAGAUUGUCGACUUGAGAAAGGUUAAUUUACAACUUAAUGUUCAACAAACUUUAGAAAACUCAUUUGCACUGAAUUUCAGCCAAUUUUCAGAACUAACAUGAGCAAGACUUUUAUGUAUUUGUUAGCCUUGUGUGUGUUAAUGACACAUUAAACUAAUGAAAAGAUAGUGUACAGUGUAUGUAGUAUAAUUUGCCUCAGUUUUCAUUACUACUUUCAUUUCUCUUGGUUUAUUUUGGUAUGAAAUCUUUUGUCAAAAAGUCUCAGAUAUCUAGAUAUGCAAUUUAAUAUGAAAUAAGAAAAAGAAUUUCCAUGUAUGCUACACAUAUUAAUCACUGAGACUAGAAUGAUGCCGUCUAUCAAAAGUAAUAUUAAUUUUAUCAUCUCUUUUGAAGCAGAUCACUUACUGUGUGCAAAUUUAAUUUAGGUGAUCUGAUUGUAACAUGCAAAACUAUUUUAUCGUAUAGCCUGCAGUUUGUAGGGUUCUUUGAACUCUUUGCGGUAUAAAAUUAAUUAACAAAAAUUUAUUGCCAUGCAUUGACCCACAGUUGUAAAUGUUGUGACCAAAGAAGCAUGUUAUCAGUCUCAAAAAUGCAAAUAUAUUUUAAAUAAAUUCUUGAUAUUGGCUCUUAAGCGAUUAAUUUUGUUAUAACGGCUUUGAUCAUCAUGAAUAACACUAAAAGUGAUUGAGAUUUAUGCAAAUAACCUAGAGUUUGUUUUGUAAAGCCAGUAUAAGGUUAACUAUGGAUUUUGCUAUUUAGUUAAUUUGCAAUGGCUUAUCAUUAACUGACAUUUAGAUACUUGAAUUAGCAAAAUUACAGGAUUUUGUACAGAGCCUUUUGUUGAUAAUGAAAUGACUGCACUGAAUUCUAAAGCUUAGCUCGAUUCCUAUUUCAAUAAGCUUUGUUUACCCUUGUUUGAGGCAAAGUGGAUCACAAAAUGACAACAGUCCAUUAAAGCCAUUACUUUGUCAACAAAACAAAAAAUUCUUAAAGAGUUUAUCACCUCAUUAUCACUGAUACCCCCUGCUGAGCUUAAGCAUAAUUUGGGGAGCUUGUGUGGAGCCAUUUUAUAUCACAAUGUUGCAAGCUAGAAGAUGCAAAAAUUGAAGAAACAUCUAAGAAAAAAACUAAGGUACUUGCUCUCUCUUUUACUUAAGGAUUUUGGUAUCAGCUUAGUGAAACAGGAAUUUAUUAAAUCAAGAUCUGUUUAUAUUGGAUGUUGAGCACUGUUGUAGGGAAUCCAUUUAACUAUAUACAGUAUAAUUGCUGCAGUUGUUUGACUUUUAUGCUUAUUUGACUUCUUGUCCUUUGUCAAUCAGUAAAUGUGGUAUAUAAACUUGUCAUAGUUAAAAAGGCAUUCACCCAUCAGACCUCUUUAGCCACAAAUGACUGUAAGCUGACCACAAGUGUUAUAGACUGAGUUAUUUAUUCAAGCUCAUAAAAUGUCCUUUUCCUCAAGUAAAGAAAGCUCAUAAACUUUAGUAAAACAGAGCUGACUGUCAUAAAAUGACCUAGUGUAUUUUAGCAUAUUUUUUCUUUAACAGCUACAAUUUAUAGAAAACUUAAAAUUUAAGCCAACUCUUUGCAUGUAAAUAAACUUCAGUAGACAAUGCUGAGACAUUCCUAAGAGCUUCCAUGUGGUUGUGGAUAAUCAAGAGCCAUUGACAAAACCGGAUCAAUGAGUUAAUCUGAUCCCAUUUAAUUCAGGUCGUGCUGACGCUUCUUAGUCAUGUGUUGUUCAGUAGCUAAGCUUCAGUGUAAAUCUUUGGAGAAAGCCACCUUGGAGAGAUCAUACUUGAGCUAAAAUGUUGGAGCUACCUUGUAUAAUGCUAUGGACAAAUUAAUACCUGUAGCAGUUUAUAUCCACAUACUCAUGCAAUCAACAGUUUGAAGAAUGGAUGAGCAUAGAAGUUAUUACAUUUGAGUGUGGGCUGGGCAAUGAUUCUGUCAAAAGGUUUUUGCAAGUUAGUAAUUUUUAACAUGAUAGUUGUUUGUGUCAAUCAUGUGUGAUAGGAUCUUGAAGCAUCACUUGCAGCAAGUAUGAGCAGAGAGAAGGAGACUAUGGAACAGACAGCUACUUUAGAGAAAGAAAAGGAAAAUCUGGCCAGGGAGCUUGCGUCAUAUAUCAAUAAAGAGAAAGACAAGGUUUGUUAUGAUCAAAUGUUCCUGGCAAGGGUGGGAUGGGUAGGAGGUAAUUUCUCAGGGGUAGUCUCACAGGUAAUCAUGCCAUCUGAUCAGUGCAUGUGUUGACUUUCUCUGGCCAGAGAGCUUGCUUCAUAUAUCAACAAGGCACAAAGAGAAAGAGAACGGUUGUUAUGAUCAAACUUUCCUGGCAAGGUUGGGAUGGGUAGGUGGUAAUUUCUGAGAGGUAGUACCACAGGUAAUCAUGCCAGCCUCUCAUAAGUUCUCAAUCGAGAGCAGUCUUUUUAAAAGUGAACCAAAAUGAUUACGCCCAGGGACCAAUCAAGUUGCAAGUUUGUCCUUUAAAAUGGCCCAACCAAUCAGAAAAAAUUAACUUUAAUCUCCCGUGAGCGAACACUCAAAAUGCAAAGGCUUGGCGAUCGCUUGCGAGAGUUUCCAGUGAAAGGCUUUGACUGAGAACAUUUUAGGUACAUGUUUUGGAAAGGUGGUCACUUAUGGCCAGUGGCCACUAACAGGAGGUGGUCACACGUGGAGGUUUGACUGCAGGAAGGCAACAGUGUGCACCUGUUUUACGUAGUCAUACACUGCGUAUUCCAACGACCACCACAUAUCAUAUAAUCAAUCACUUGAUGUUUAUUGAAUGAUACUAAAAUUUGUAGCAACUGAAGCAAUUAUAUUAGUCGAUCUGAAACAGAGCAAUACAAUUCAUCGUUACGCAACUUACUUAUAAUCUCUAGAACAAUGAUUUUUUGAAAAUACCUCAAAUAGAAACUCAAAUUUCACAAUCAUGCUUUACUCACUUCUGUGGCGGAUCGUAGCUUAAAACGGGUUAGCCUUAAACUGGUUAGCCUGAAUCUCUUGAACUGGUGAGCAAUACCGGUUAGCAAAAUACUUCUGACUGAAACGCGACAAUGUGUAAAAACAGUAUAAAACCUAGUAAUCUCAAAAUGUUAAUCAAUGUCCUUAAUCUUUAACUAAAUCAAUGUUUGUAAUCACGAGUUUAUUUCCGGUUCUGUUAACGAAACAGCACCUGGUACUUGUUCUAGUGUCCAUUUUCUUCUUGGUUCUCCUUUUACAUCAUUCUGCCAUAAUAUGUUAGACUGAGUGUAAGAAGAACACCUCAUUUUCCAACAUUACAAAGAGUCCACUUUCUUCUAUGAUGAAAAACAACAACAAGCUUGUAUGCACCUUUUUUGUUUUAUUCUUCGAUCAUUUUAUUUUCUUUCAUUGAUUUUUUAAUUGUUGUUGUUGUAUUUUAGUCAAAGAAGACUGAAGAACUUACCCUGCAGCUUCAGUCCGUAGAGAAUGAGAAAACCUCACUUCAUGCGGUUGUAUCAACUCAAGAAAGACAGAUCAGUGAUCUUAACACCAAGGUAAAUAAUUGUUCAUGAACUUCAAGAGGGUGUCAAUGUGAAUUGAAAGUCACCGGGGGGACCAAUAUUUGGGUAAAGGUGAACCACUGAGGGUUGGAAACCCUAAUCCUCUUUAGGAUAAAAAGUUCCUUAAAAAUACAUACCUUGUUUACGUCAACUGCCUCAAUUUUAUUACCCUGUUUAGGGCAAAGGACAAAAUGCUCACAGUCUUGUGUUAAAGCCAUUUAUUGACAAAUGCAAUAGAGCCAAUUCAAGUUAUAGUUAUUGCUUUUGUAUACUUGGAGUAAAUGAAAUCUCAAUCGUGCAGGCAAUAUUCUGUUGACAGGCUUGCACAAAAUUAUAUACCCUGUUAAGGACGGGGAGAUCAAAAACCAUACCCUUUCCAGUGACACAUCCUGUAAUAGGCCAUGAAAGGGAGUCCUGGGUGUAACUUAUGGUUCCUUAGUAACUAGUCAUAUGUAUUUGUCCUUCCUAGCUAGGGAAGUUGGAUGAGAAGUGUGCUGAACUUGAAGACCAACUACAAAGAGAGCAAAGCAGGAGUUUAGGUAGGUAAAAUGCAUCAGAGUUAGUGAGUAACGUUUGAAUUUUGCCUAUGGGAGAGAGUGCCCACAUACCCAUGGUAAACCACUUGAAAGCAUUUUUCUUGGCAUAAUACGUACAAAACGAACCUCAUUGUGAUCGAAAAACAGUCAUAUAUUAUAUAGAUACUGAUGAAAUACCAGGAUUUUUCCUUUUACUAAAAAAUCAUAUUUUCAUCGCACGCAGCGAAGAUACUAUUUUUAUCUUUCACUUGUGAGGAUAUUGGUGUCGCCAUGGUGACUAAUAUGAUUACCCAAUUACAAGAAUAACAAGAGUUGCAAAAAGUUGUGUUUUAUGUAGGAAUUUCAUCAGUAUCUAUAAAAUAAACAGAACAUUACAUGGCCGCUUGGGAUCAUACUAAUUUUAUCUUCGAGUGCUGAAAGUAUCUGUCACUCGUUUGCUUCGCUCCCUCGUGAGAGAUACUUUCAGCACUCGAAGAUAACAUUCGUAUCCCUGCGCGGUGAAUAUCCUCUAUUUCUACACGAUGGUACUGUAUCAUCGACAGUAUAGCCUAAGUAAUGCUCUCAGAUGGUAGGGAAGUUGUAUAAACAAGAUGCGCACAAGAUAGGAACGGGAUGGGUGGUCGGCAGGAGAGCGCCGCCUUCUUGUUCCCCAGCCCCCGGCAUGUUUUUUGCACCAGUUUUCACUACUAUCUUGCAGCCUGGGACAGGAUAGGACACAAAGUCUGGUUUUCCUAUCAAUUUCUUUCCUGAGAGUCUCGGAAUGUUAAAAACUCUUAGUUAGAAAAUAAUGAUGAGCUUCUGAAUGUUCGUGUUCCGAGAACUGGGCCCAGCUGUUAAGUCUUCAAGCAGAGUGAGACAAUUUUCUCCUUGUUUUCUGACGUCAUCUGUCGUGGAGGACUUAUUAUUCUAAGAAGCUGUCCAGUAUAUCAAAGAGCCAGGUUGGGGUGCUUCUUUAAUUUCUUUAAAACAGCAGUCACUUCAUGAACAUGAGGGCUUCUACCAUUUACACGAACCACCCGGGUAGAAAUCUCGUGCAUAAACACACGCCCGUUUACCGUAGGGUCUGUGAGGCGAGAGAAAAAAAAAAGCAUCUCUCCCCAGUCUCGCUCUCUGUUUUCAGCCUCGUUCCAGACCUUUUGUUUGACUGCUCGCGCCUACUUGAAUACGCAAGAAUACGGACUGUUUUGCAGUCUAGACGUGGUGGGCGAACGACCCUUUACAAAGUAUAUCCAAACCAGCUGAACAAACUAAAAAGAGAAGAAAAUUUCGUCACCUCAAAACCCAACCCUCAUUUUCUGAAACUUUCAUUACGGGAUGGCGCAAACCAUUUGAUUUUCCAACUGGAAUUUCCGGUUUUCCCAUGUAACUGGUAAGUACCCCUGGACACUAACCUUGUACUGUUUUCUAUGUUUUUAUUGUGAACAGAGCUGAGUACAAGAUAUGAAUUUACUCAAGAGAGUAGUAGCUCUGCUAAGCAGGAAGUGGAUCAGCUGAGGGAAGAAGUUAAAGUCAUGUCUGCACAGCUUAUGAGACAGCAUAAUGCUUCACUGGAUAGUCAGGUGAGUGUCUUGCAUUCACCAACUUCAUUGAUUUUGUUACAAAUAGUUAUGGUGUGUCCUAGGACUCAUUUUGUGAAAAAUCACAGGUCCCAAUCUAGAACCAGUGAGUCCCAGUUAAAAGAAAAAACAGCGGAUCGGAAAUUAAAAAUGCUUUGGCCUUUAUGUGACCAGACAGUUAAUCUGAAGACAGAUGUAUCCUGAAAUUAUAAUAUAGUCCUUCUAGUUUACAGCACAACAAAGGCGAGAAGAAAUACGCAUCGUUAAACAACAGCCAUAAUGACCGCUACUGAAAUUACACGAACGGGAUAUUUCUACAAAACCACAUUGAUCGAUCGAUCUUUGCGUCCUACGGGACGCAUGGCAUGAACUGUUUUGCGUCUUUGAGGAUUUUUAUGCGUCAGGGACGCAGGACGCAGAGGUAACCAAAUCACUGCAACUUAUUUAAGCUCUGGUCGUGGCACAGAGACACUUAGUUUCCAGAAAAUUAAAGCUUACGCGCUAAUCUUGACCAGACAGCAGUUUUGGAAAAAAGUCAUUUAUCAUGGGCAAACAAGCGCGUAUGGGUGGCCCUAAUGGAGGCUUUAUUCGUCGACAAGGAAAUAACUUGCAACCUAUUUACAACAUUGCUACGAAACAAGUUGAAUAGCGCCGGAUGUUGCGCGUUUGUACCUCCAAGAAUCACUUGUCUUGCAACAAACUAGGUUGCUGCUGGUUGCAAAAGUGACAGAAAGUAGAGAGUAGUUCUACUUUUUGUAACAAAAUCUGUUAAUGUUGCGCGUUUUCCCGGCCCAAGGCAAACUUUGUUCUAGCAUGUGACGUAAUCCCCGUGUAUGGCGUGACUCCUGCGUAAUUUUAUCCCAUCAGAAAUCAGUAUACCGAAAACUGCAGCAACCUGAUUUAAUACAAUACAUUCUUCAACUCCUUUUGCAGCAACUUACAAGACAACUUUCAGGUUUUUGUCGCCCGUGGCGUUUAACCGUAGAGUUAAAGGAUGAUCUGCAAUUCAUUAACUUGGAUAUGCCUAGCUUCGUUUGCGCUUGUGUCAAAAGUUUGCGCAGUGUCACUUAAGUUUACUCCACGUUUACUUACUGCUUGUUUGUUUGGAUGCUCCAAACGGAACGGUGACAACAAUGAGCUAAUUUAUUCCAUUCUAGGCUAAAUAUGAAAGGCUGAUUGUUGACAUGCGUAAUGAGAUAGAAAGAGAAAGAGAGAAAUCGUCUGCUGAGCGCCACUCCCUGGCGAGUCAGAUGGAACAGGCUAUGAGAGAAAGCAAAGAUUUAAGCUCUCUUCUAAGAGAAAGAGAUGAGGUAAUGUUCCCCUUGUUUUAAUGUUUUGCCAACUUGCAUGUAGCAAGCUUCAUACCGGAAAUGUACCCCUUCAGUCAACGAGAGUGAAAGCUACAAGGUGGUAACCUGUACAAGGUGGUAGCCUGCAUCGCAGAAGUAAUUUAACCUCGUUUAGUAACGUCUGCGAGGCAGCGUCGAGAUCCUUGUUCUGGGAACCCAACGGACUCAACAAAAAACCGGAAGUGCGUUUCGUAUUUCCCUUCAACCUGAUCGGCAAAUCGACAAUGGGAUUUUUAACAGACCAAUCAUGUUAAAUCUUGGCAGACAGGUGGGGACCCAGAACAAGGAUUUCGGCGCUGAUUCGCAGACGGACCUAACCAGAGUUUAGUUUCGUCAGUAGAACAGGCUACAAGGAGGGCGAGGGGAGAAAAGAUAUCAAGGACACACAAAGCAUACUAACUAUGGUAACCUUACAGCAGCUGAGAAAAAAAAAAAGACAAAAGCUAACAGGAUCAUUUCAUACUAAGGCAUUUUUGCCUGGAAAUUGAAUCUGCAAAGAAAGUUGGGGGGUUAUAUGAAUGGCUUUAACCCUAUUUUCUAUCCCGUUAACCUGUACUAAGAUGUAGGUCAUUCUUACACAGUCAAAAGAAGCUUGCGUUUUUCCCCGCGGGUUUUUUGUGACCAGCUAAUUCAGGGUUCGUACAGGUCAUGGAAAACCUGGAAAGUCAUGGGAUUUAAAAAAUUCAAUUUCCAGGCCUGAAAUUUACGAAGUUUAAUUGUCGAUCUUUGAAAGUCAUGGGAAAUGAAAGUUUUUUUUGGUAGAUUAAUUACUGCAGAUAACAAAGCAAGGAAAAUGUAACAUAAAGAGGAGUAAUUAGACAGCGCGAAUAGGACACGUUUGGACACCAGAGUUGGUGUCUGUAAAAUACCUUAAAACACGGACGAUUUUGAAAAUCCUCGAAAGUGACAGCUAAACCUAAGGUCAUGGAAAACUUGAAAAGGUCAUGAAAAGUCGUGGAAUUCGAAGAACUUAAAAGAGUAGGAACUCUGGAAAUGAACCUCAGCCUACUGCAUAGGAGGCUAUAAGGAAGGCGGAGUAAAAAUAUUUCUGAGUUUUAAGAGGGAUAGAGCCUUUCCACGGGAAAAUUGUCCUUAACAUGCAUUUUUUCUAAAUAACUUGCAUGCUGUCCUUUUGCAGGAAUUAAUUGCCCUACGCGCAGAGCUCACCAAUGCUAGUCACACUGGAACCAAAGCCUCAACAGCUCUUGAGUUUGAGAGCAAAAUGCGCGGAAGCUUGGAGAACAGGACAGCACAGCUUGAGUCUGAGCUGAGUAGAGCCUGGGAACAAAUAAAGGAUUUGUCUGAGAAAGCAUCCAUGCUGGAGACGACAAAGAGACAUUUGGAAAUUGAACUGGAUAAGGUACAUAAAUCUUAUUGUGCAGAUUUGGCACAAGGUAGGGGCAGAUGGAGGAUUUUGUGAUAGAGGGGGCCUAGAGAUAUAGUACUGCGAACGGCGCACUUUUCUAGGGAGAUUCGGGCGCAUGCACCUCCGGGAAAAUGUUUGAGAUUGAAGUUCUCUGAGAUGCAAUCUAGUGCAUUCUGGACGCUUAAAUUUAGCAAAUGCUUGGAUUCCAUAUUGAACAUGUAAUGCUGAAAUAUUUAAGAACAAAAUUCCAGGACAAUAGGGCCGGGGGGGGCGGGGCUUCCUAGGCCCACCCCUAAAUCGGCCCUUGCAAGGUAGUUUCGGAGAAUGUGUAUGGCAACGGAUUGGGUUCCUGUGAUCUAGCUUGCGAGCAAACGCUUUUCCUGGCGGUUUCCUGGCUAACUCUUCGGUCUUUAUAGUCCGGAAUUAGUGUGGAAUGCGACCAACACAUGUCGCUAAGUCUGAUUUCUUUCUUUGAUAUUUUUUAUUAUUUACAUUAAAGUUGUCGGAUUUUAAGGCCUCAAGCCUUAAAAACCAUUAUUGCUAUGGUCUCUUCGCGUAGGCUUUCCAUCGACGUUAAUUUCCAAAUAGCUGUGUGGCAGAAAACAUUCUUGAGUGAUCUGCGUUUUAAAAGUAUAAAUCUACUUGGUGAUAAAACUAGAGGGAUAUUAGAGAAAUUUAGAGUAACGUUCACGGCAAUUUGUACCACGUGACCAAGUUUACCCUUUACUUAAAAAUAAAAAUAAAAACGCAGAAAUUAAGUAGUUUCACGUAACUUUUAUCCAUAAGAACUAUUUGAGAGUGUUUUUAUCUGCUUAUUUCCUGUUUUGAGAUAUUCUUAACUUGGGUUUGCCGUUUGCCUUAACGUGACUCUAAAUCUCUCUAUCCUUGAUUGUCUACGGUAGAAAAUCCAACAGCUGCGUCAAACAGAGAGUACACUGCACAGACGACAAGCGGAACAUACAGCGGUUAUGGUUGCUAAGGAUACCGCCCAACAACAGGCCGAGGAGGCUGAAGCCAAGGUAUACAUGUCUGAAAUGCUCACCUACCUACCCCUCCCUUAACCCAACAUUUUGCCCUUACUGAGCCGUCAAGGUUAGAGUGGAGUUAGAGGAGGACAGGGCGGUGGGCAGAGUGUAAGAUUCUGUUGGGCUGGGGGAGUACAGGACGGUGGGCAGUUUUUCGAAACACCAAAGACCAUAAAGACAAAAUACAAACUAGAUAUAAAAAGGGGGCUAAACAUUGAUCAGAAUAAGAAUUCUGAUAUUUGAAAUACCUAUGAUAGUCGCAUUUUAUUGGAAUUUUCCUCUCCCUGUCCACCCUUAUAUUCUUAACAAUGAAGUAAGAAGAGUGAAAUUUCGAUUAUCUUCCACCUCACCUCGAAAAUCGUUUAUACUCCAAAAUUUACACUCCAAAAAUGUUGGAGACCAAGGGUCCCCACAAAACGUCUUUAGUGUGAAAAAGUGUGGAAGCUCCCAAAUCGCCUUGGAGUUUAGUCGGUUAGAGCGCUGGAAUAUCUGCCCCAGAGGUUGUGUGUUCAAUACUGGUUUUUCUCACUUUCUUUUAUAAAACUUGCGGUUCAAAAGGAUUUGUAAAGUUUCUCUCCACUUCUCAAUAUUCAAAAUUAAGUUCAUUUUAUAUUUAAAGGUUUGCUUUGUUGAAUUAGUUGGCAGGGUUAAGAAAGGAGUUCGAAGGAGUAAGCGAACAAUUGGAGCUCACACAAAUGGAACUAAAGAAUGCUAAUGAGCAGCUGGCUGAAAUGAAGCUGACAUGUGAAGAAAAUGACACUCUGAGAGUUCACCUACAAGAGGAGGAAGUCAACAAGUGAGUUUAUUGAUUUACAAAGCGGAUUUUACCAGUAUGUCAGUCCGAAGCUCUCUUUUGACCUCAUGAUAGGUUGUUUUGACUUAGAGACUUGCCUAAGUUGACUGCCUAUAAGGGGUCCCUAAGCCAACAUUUUGCGCUAGUUAAUGUUGGCUUAGGGGAGGGGUAGGUGGGCAGUUUCCCAGAAACGUAUCAUGAUCUGUUCUGAAUUUCUUUUAGGCUAAGGUGAUCCCCAGAUUGGGUGGCUGGUCCUUCAGCUCCACCUUUUUUCGUUAUUGAGUUAUAGUCAACAUAAAUCGUUCUUCUGGGACUACCGAUCUUUCAAGCCCCUAAAGUCAUGUUUAGAUCCUUAUUCUUCUUGUUUAGCAGAAACUCUUAGCGGUAAAUUGAGGGCUAGAGGCUUUGCAUGUAGUUUUCAGUUUCACUUUCGCUAAGCAAAGUUUCUUUCUUACAUUGAGACUAGUUAUAGUUGCCACUACGCUCAGUUAACCUCCUUUUAGCAUUGCCUAGUCCCCAAACCCCAUUAUUCCGCGGUCAAUGGGUUUUGGGUCACGUGGUCCGAGCGAAGAAGUGCCGCGGAUACUUCACCGAAAUGGAUUGACCGAGAAGGCCUGGGAAAACGCCGAACAGGGACUAGCCAACUUUUAGCAUUGAUUACACUCCAAAGGUUAUUACUGGUCGCUUACAAAUAUAUUUCUGAAACUAAUCAACAGUUACUUACUAUAAGAUGAUACAGUGAGUGCUUUUUUUUUGUUCAAGCUUAUUCUUGCUUUUUUUUUUUUACAAUAAUGACAAAAGGUGUGUUUAUAAUAUACUGUGCGUUUAUUCACUGCAUGCGGUUAUUAAUUUCGUCAUUUUAUGGGAUUUGUAUAUCUUGUAUGUUCGUGUAUCAUACCAUCUUUAUAACCAAUAAAAAGAAACUAAACGUUAUUUUUCUCGUGAAAAAUAUAUUCUUAUUUACGUUAUAAGCUUAAAUAAAUGAAAAUGACGUUAAACCUGAAAAGGAAGUUAAAUAUAUAAAGACGUUAAGGACUUAAUUUUCUCUGCUAUAAAAACUAUUUAUAAAUCUUUCAGCACCUAAGUUUUUUGUUUUAAGCUUGAUUGAAUGGAAAUAACGGUAAACCUGAAAAGGACAUUAAAUUAAUAACGAAGUUAAGGACUUUUUUUUCUCCACCAUUUUCCUAUUAACCGUUCCACACCUAACUUAUUUAAUGCUUCUUGAAUAAAUUUAAAUGACAUUGAACCUGUUAAAUCGCUCUAAUAAACUACCUUUCAAUUGGUAAACUAAAUUUUUGUUGCAACCUCUGAUGUCUUAAUCAUAAAAUAAAAAUUAAACUGUGUUACUAAUCUAAUAUUAAAACAUCAACUCAUCAAUGAUAAACCAACUAAUACUUGAAAAGAGCCAGGACUGCAAACAAUUUUGUUACUAACAAAUGUGCCUAAACCUUAUCAGACUUGCUUGUGAUGUUAUUGAAAUCGAGGAGAUACUGAGGUAAAUAUAACUAAGUUUUAAUUUCUAAUACUUAAUAAACUGACGCAUGAUACUGAUUUUCCAUUUCUUAUAACUAGUUUCUAAAGUUUUUUACUUUUAACAAAAUAGUUUUGCCCUUUUAACUAUGUGAAGAAUGAAACCACAGCAGAGGUUGAAUUUUGCCGGUUCAUAAAUGAAAAUCUAAAAGACAAUCUAAACGGUAAACUGAUGAAAGACUCCCUUUUUUGUCAAUAUAAAAUUUAAAAGAAAAAAUAUCUUAAAAAGAUUGAAUGGCUGUUUGCGCUUUUGAAUGAAGCGAAGGCAAAUCAAGCAAUGUCGCUGAAUAUUGUUAAGCUCAUUGUUUAGCACUUUUCAGGCCGCACACGGCAGGGCAGGAUGUAACUAAUUUGAAGUGCGCAAAAGGACACUUAGUUCUAAAUGAGUUCAUCGUGAUUUUUGCGUCUUUGUUGCAAUCGUUUCCGUUGAGCAUCGUUUUUCAUUUGCCUCACCCUGCAGAAUAUAGGCGUAACUCUUUCCCGUCUAUCAAAUGAGCGAAGGCAAGCACGGAGCGGGCGUGGAGCGUGAGACACGCGCGACGGGGACCUUCCCCCGUCAUGCGUCUCGCCUUCUACGCACGCCUCUCGCUUGGCUUAGCUCGCUUGAUAAACGCAAAAAAGAAACUUCUGUUCCGCAGGCUAUUUUAGCCUUUUCUCUAAAGAGAGUUAGCCUUCAUCAAAGCUUCACGAAUACAAAUAACGUCAGAUUCAAGAUGAAAAUUUCUCAAAAUAGAAAACGAGCAGAUAAAAACGGUUCAAAACAAUUAUUAUAGAUAAAAAAUUGCUUGAAACUGCUAAUUUAUGCGAAGAAACAAUGGACAGCAAGCGACAAGUUAAAGGGAAACUUGGUCACGUGGUACAAAUUCGCGUUUGCCGUUUGACGUAAGCGUGAAGCUUAAACUCUCUUUAACUCUGUUAACUCUUAAUCCGUGCGGUUGUUCGCAGGGGUAUUCAACAUCAAACAGUGCAAGAACUGGAGAGGCAGGUGGGACUACUUCGUGAGCGAGAUGGCCAGCUACAGUACACAGUUAAGGAACAAGAAGCUAAGAUAGAAGCCUUGAAACUCAAGCUAAAAAACACUGGAGAUAAGGUGACACUUAACGUCAACUUACAGCUAUUCCUCACCAUUCACCAUUUUCUAUAAUGCACCUUGUUUACCCCCAAUUAUACUACUACAUGAGAAAUUUUUGCAAUUUGAUUAUCUUAGAGCAGUGGUAUUUCAGCUUAAUUUGAAAUACCUACAUGUGAAAAUUACAAACCUUUUGCGGGUAGCAUAAACAAAUAAUAGCAUGACUUGUACGUAAUAUUUGGCCUAAAUACCACUCGUGAUAUUUCAAAAUUGUCUCAAAUUUCACUCGCCUAAACGGCUCGUGAAAUUACGUACAACAAUUUCGAAAUAUCACUCGUGGUAUUUAUGCCAAAUAUCACUACAAAUCAUGCUAUUGCCGAUACAAAUUUUGCAUAACUAUUGUCUUCGAUUUCUUUCCGGGCGACCGUAAUACCCAGAAGAAAUUUAAAACAAUGGUUAUGCAAAAUUUGGGGGGUAAACAAGGUGCAUUAUGGUCUAUGCGAAAAUGGUGUAUUGCCCUUAAUGACUUUACAGGCGAAGGGUGCAACCAUUUGAUAACGAAAAACAACGCUUGGCAAAAGUGUUGACCAAUCAGAGCGCCCCAUUCACACAAGCGCGAUCUCAAAACAAAAACAAACGACCGCGUUGCCUCAAGGUUGGCAAUGGCCUUUUCAGUACAGUGGACAAAUUUACUCAAGGGAGUGGUCUCUAGUUCUUUUCUAAAGUACACAUAAUCUUGUUUGCAUGCACUAUUUAUUUACACCACGACAAAGGAGAUAUUCAAUUAAGAAUUCUUCCAUGAGCCCGUCUUGGAUACGAGGAGGUAAAUAGUCAAUGAGGUGCGGAGUAUAGAACUGGCUGUAACCAGGUAAUUUCGUAUCCAACGAUCAUGCACUCUUCGCUUUCGACAUUUUUUUCCUGUCAGUUUUAGGGCAUUAAAUAAUUUGGGGCCUUGAAAUCAAAGUGAAGAUUUCUUUCAUAUUGCUCUACAGUAGGGCAAAUGGAAAGGAAUUUCUUAUUUCUUGUGUAAUACGAGUGUACGUCACAGUUAAGUAAAAACAUAUCAUUUAAACUUCCCGAAGAAAGCCAUUAUUGUACCCCUGGUAUACAGUUCAAGCAAUUCAGUGCAUUUUAACAUUGUGAUGGUAACAGGGUCAUAAAUAUUGUACUUUUGUAACAGCAUAAACGAAAGGAGGACGAUGCAAAGUCUCUGACAGAGCGAGUCAAUGAACUGCAACAGGAAGUAGAGUACUUACAGGGAGAACUAGUUAAUGCCGCGGAGAGAAUUGAUCAACUACAGAGAAAAAAUGAUGAAAGGAAAACCAAGGCUCACGUUACCAUCAGAACUCUCAAGUAAGUCAGAAUAUAAAUGAAUUUCGACCCAGCUCCCAAUAGAACCUUUAGUAGGUCAGUAGUUAAAUCGUCCGAUUUGGAAUUCAAAAGGUCGUAAUUUGGAAUCUAAUCUGGAGCUCGGAAAUUUUUCUGACCUUUCCAAUGUUAGAUUUCUCUUUUCAGCUUAUGAGCGUGCCACAACCCUUCUUUCUAUUGCCUGGCUGCACACAGCCUUGACUGUUCUGAAACAAAUGAAAACUGAGCAACAUACGACCCAAAACAAGAGAUCAUAAUCCUAUUAUGAUGCUGCCACUUAAAAGCUGUUGCGGCACAGCUUUGUGGAAAAUAAGAAUUAACUUUUGAGUCUGAGGACAAAAUCCUAUGAUGUGGCUAUUCAAAGUGACCUUUCAGUACAUUAUUUCAUGUCAUUUUAGUUCAUUCUAUUCUUUCUAGAUCUAUUCUUCUACUCUUUCUUUGUACGGAUCGUCAAUGCGUGGAAUAAUUUGCCUAAAGAUGUUGCACACGCAGGAUCGCUGACCUUAUUUCGCAACAGAUUAAGGAUUUAUAUGAAUAUUAAUUGAUACGAUUGUAAAUAGUUUUAAUCAUGAUGUGCAAAUGAUGUUUUUUAUUCUAGUUUUUAGUUUUUAGAUUUUUCUCUCUGUAUAUAAUGUUUUAGAUCCUAGAUUUUACCUUUUCAUCUUAUAUUUUGGGGAAUCUUUUAUAUAGGGUUGACCUCUAGAUAUCUCCUUUCCAGAGAUAUUUUGUAACUUAGUUUUUAUCUCUUGAAUAAAGGAUUGUAAAGUAUUGUAUUGUAAGUAUUGUAUUCAUUAUAGAAGAAAAACGCAACUGAAAAUGCAACACCUGGGAAAUCGUUUUUGUAGAGGGAUGUGACAAUGUCUUUAAUCAGUUCUUAUAUGUUCGUUUAUCAAUUUCAGAGACAGAUUUGCACGUGAAAAGAGAAACCUGGAGUCGACAGUACUGUCCCUUCAGAGCAGCCUGGAAUUGACCCAAGAGAGAGUGAACAAAGAAGAGGAAUACAAGGGUACAACUCAAGCUGCGCAAAAACAACUCAUGGGAGAAAAACGAGAACUGCUUGCCAAGUGAGUUGAGUUGCUCAAAGGUCUAAGCAUUUUCAGCUAAUGUACACGCUAAUUUGGUCCUGUUCGGUCUAAAGGUGGAUAACGCUGUUCAUCCGUCAUUGAAAUUGACUCAACUGAUUAUCCUUAUUAUAUUCAUCAGCUGGAUAGUUCUAUCUUACUUUUAAACAGCCUGUACGUGGCUUGAAAUAGGGACCUUACGACCGACCCACGAUGGCAACGGGAGAAGAUUUAAUAAGCAAAACAACAGUUCUGCACGCACGCUUUUUUGUCAAGUUUUUUUUUGCCGUCCCUGCACGACUACGACGCGAAAUGGCCGAUUUUACUUUUACUUGAGGAAGGAACAGCAAGGCGAUAAAGUUUACCUUCUUUGUCUGAGCUCUGACGUGGUUCCCGAUCCUCAGCUCCAACCUAAUUUCCCUUCUUAAGGAGCUGGUUGACUUGCAAGAAUCGCGAAAAAGUUGCAAAGGAUGAAAAGGCUAUAUUUCAGUAGCGAUGUUUCCAUUCACGUCGCCGUUGUCGGAUCCCGAGGCCUCUAUUAAGGGCCUGUUUACGCGGAGGUGGGUGACCCCGGAUAGGUGAGGUAACAUGUCUCGGGUCACCCCACUUAUCAUGUAAACGUGAUCAAAUUAAAAUGAGAGAGUAUAUGGACGGGUGGGUUGCCCCAUCUAAGCGGGUUACCUCACCUACCUGGGGUCCCCCACCUCCAUGUAAACAGGCCCUAAGACUACGGACGGGUGUGUCAGGUUCUUUCAAUAAACAGAUUGGAGUAUCGAGCGGGUACUUUAGAUGCCCACCAUAAAAAUUCGUCUCUGAUUGGUUAAUUGUUUAAUGUAAACAGAUUAACAGACAGUGAAGAGGUCAUCCGGGAACAUCUGAGAAGUUUACGUCAGAGAGAGGCUGCCCUAAAUGCAAUGGAGAAAGAGAAUACAGAACUUCACGACAAAGUUAACUUGCUUGUACAAGAAAAGGCUACCAUUACAAGAGAGCUUGAAAAGGUUAAGGUCAGUACACUCAUCACGUGUUUUUUUACCAAUCAGGUCAACUAUUUUUUGUUGAAUACUAUCAACCGCAGAUACACCCGAAAGGGAAACCCUUUUUCAGGCUUCAGGUAUAUCAAAAGUUCUAGUAUUUGUAUACCGAGGGGUAGGAAAAUCUAUCAUUUGAAUAAUUAAAAGGGUCUUUAUUUGAAAUGAUUCGAAAAGACGCGCCUUAUGGCUAUGCCAUUUUAAAUUUAUUAAACGUUUCACGAAUAUGACAAGACGACUUCUCCUUUUAGUUGUUAAUUCUUAUUAAGUAGGUAUGAAAAAGGGGCACCAUUAUUCAAUGGAAGGUAUACGAAAGGGGUUCCUUUUUUGUCAAAGAUGGUAUAUAAAAGGGUAAGGGAAAGAGACCUUCGCACAGUUUAUCGUAAAAUUACUUAAUGUCAAUAACAGUCCUAUUCAUUCAAGCUAUAUUUACACGACUUCUGCUUUUAAUCCGCCCACCGUGUUUUAUCGUCAUGCGUUUUUCAUUCUAGGCUCUUCUUUCAAGCCCCUACACGAGCCCUAAAGCAUCAGGACCCAUCGACUCUCAAGUUCUAAAGAACGCUCUUGCGCGAUUAAAUCAGAUGGAUUCACUGGAGAGGUCCUUCUCAUCACCCUCUCCUGACCUGUAUUCUCCAGAAUACAGGUCCCCUGAAAGGACUCUGGCCAGUAAUGCACUGAAUGGUUCACUAAAUGGAACAUAUCGGCCUGGGCUUAUGAGCAGUACGGUACACUAAUGCGUCCUUAUCACUAAAGUACAAUACAAUUACAGUAAUACAGUGAAACCAGCAUUGAGAGAACGCCCACGUAACCUGAAACCAGUAUCAGAGACCUUUAGAUUCGAGGAAGGCGACGACUCGCGAGGAUGAGAUUCAAAAAAGUUUUUUCCUUUAUUCUCAAAAACUAGGCACCCUGGAAAGUUUCAGAAACGUUAACACGGUUACUUUUAUUCAAGAAGGUUAAGCCCUCUCACGAUCGCAAAGUGAUGAGAGAGAUUAAGAUUCACGUUUACGCCAAACGGCAGACGUGAAUUUGUACCACGUGAUCAAGUUUCUCCCUUAUUUUCCGUUUACUCUUCAUUGCUUCUAUACAAAAAUAAGUAGUUUUAUGCCAGUUUUAACCAGAGGAAUCGUUCGGGGGCUGUUUUUAUCUGCUUAUUUUCUAUUCUGAGAAAUUGUCAACUUGAGUCUGACGUUUGCCGUUUGCGGUAAACGUGAAUCUUAAUCUCUCUAAUAUCUCCAACAUUUGAUAACUUGAUUCCUCCACUACGACAUUCGAAACCCGUAUUGGAAUGACCACGGCUAUCACUUUUUCCCGCCAAAAUGAAAAUCUCGUCCUCGUCGUUCUCGUCUUUGAAUCUAAAGGUCUCUAUUGAUGAGACCGUCGCCAGUCAGCGUCCGCUUGACAGAGGACGCUGCUCAACGUAGAUUUAUUUAGUAGUAACUAUGGAAAGAAACUGUUUGGACUUAAAAACACUCUGUUCCAUUGACUAAGAAACAGGAUGUCCGCCUGUUCCCGUUGUUCGUCGUGUAACGCUUCUUCGUGAAGACACAAAGAAACACGUAAAAACGGCUGAGUAGGAGACUAUUAAUAUCAGUUCUCUUGAUACAGGUUUCACUGAGGUAUUUAUCGAUGAAUCCUUAUUUAACUGCAAAAAACUAUAAAACUUAGCGGGUCGUUCAAUAUAAAACGGCCUGCAAAUUGACCAGUCGCAGCGCGCGAACCUUUUACAAAUGAAAUGGUAGUUUUGUCAACUACCCAGAGUACAUAAUGACCGUCGACAACGUUUCUAACGGAUGACAUAGCUAUUUUUAGUGACAAUGAAAACAGUUACAAAUCAUUCCUUGUAUAAUAUUUCACUUGAUGACCUAAAAACUAUCAGAGAAAUCAAUACGCCAUUUAUACUUUCAGAAGACCAAUUUAAUAUAUGAUGUACAGUCUAAAGCUAUUUUUAGGUGAAUUAAAAGAAUAAACUUAUUUGAACAAUGUACUUUUUAGAAUAACAUUUGAACAGGUUUUUGGUGUGUGAAUUUUUAAGGUAGGAGUCUAUUUGUGUGUAUAUUUGCUCUCUUUUGUUGCUGACUCAUUCAAACGUAUCCUUUUCGGCCUGAGAAAUUUUGCACAGUUGAUGAGUUUAGAGAUAUUUUCUUGUUUGCGGUUGGUGUAAGGCAAGUCUGUUGAAAGGAAAGCAUGAAAAAUUGCUGAAUAAAUUGCUUAAAUUGGUAAAAAAUACUUUUUAAAGUGAAUUGCAAACCUUUACGCGCUUUUUGCGCAGUUUUUUGAAGUUUAAAAAAAUCUUUUGAGCGCUAAACCUGGGAGCUGUUUAGUGCGCUUUUGUAUUCUUUUUUUUGUAUUUAGGACGGUGUUUUUAUAGUGAAUUUCAUCAUCACUUAGCAAUCAAUCAAACGGACUUUUUCAGUUUUAUUUCAUUGCUCGAGUCUUUUUAUCGUUUGACUUUUAUUGAUUCAGAAAUGUCACGGAGGUUCUUUUGGAAUGGAUAAUCAAAAAUGCAAUGCUUUGCCAGAAUGUUUCUCCCAAUUUAUUAAAUUUACUUCUGUAAUGGUUUCGUUUUAAUUUAACAGAAACCUAGCCGAAGAAUUUUCUUUAAAAGCGCUUAAUGUACUCCUCUAGAUUCCAGUCAUAAACUGAACGAGAGUCCACUGGAGUUACCUGAAGUCAGUCGUGAAAUACCUCACCCUUUAAACCACGACCCAAGAUAAGCAUGAUAAGCACCCUACAGGCAUGAUGGAUAUUUUUUUCACGUCUCCCACGAAUAGAAUUAAAGAAAUCCAGUGGAAUCUAUUUCUGUUUCCAGUAGAAUCUAGUUGUGUGUAUUGGACAACCGUCAUUAUCUUUAAUACCCGAAGUGAUGUAAGUUUAUGAGGGUUUUAACAAGACGUGGCAAAGCGUUUUUAACUUUGUUUAACAAGAGUGGCGAGCAGUUUGUACAUGCAAGACCAAACGUAACAAUUAUUAAUAUAUAUUUCUAAUGAAAGGUUGUAUCUAUUUAUUAAUGAA
Porites lobata is the source of this 26330-nucleotide messenger RNA. Lineage: Eukaryota; Metazoa; Cnidaria; Anthozoa; Scleractinia; Poritidae. The record is from the annotation of a GenBank genome assembly.